This is a messenger RNA of Rosa chinensis, 1014 nucleotides long. RefSeq names its product F-box protein At2g40910. NCBI's taxonomy places the organism in Eukaryota, Viridiplantae, Streptophyta, Magnoliopsida, Rosales, Rosaceae. The record is from RefSeq and is a predicted model, not a curated record. Gene Ontology annotation, molecular function: protein binding. Bases 1 to 1014 code for a protein of 337 amino acids. The transcript has a single exon.
AUGACUGAAGAAGUGUAUGAGCUUCCUUUCGAUGUUAUCCUUGAGAUUUUGACUUGGUUGCCAGUAAAUUCUCUACUAAGAUUUAAGUGUGUCUGCAAGCAAUGGUGUUCCUUGAUCAAGGAAGAUCGCAAGUUCAUCACAAAAUAUAUGGAUCGGGCUACUCCUCUCCAACUUACUCAUCUGCAUAAAUGCGGAGAUUUCUACAAAGUGGACUAUGGCUAUGGCUUAUAUCUGGAAAAAAGUGAUGAUUUUGGCUGUCGUAUCAGAAAUCCUGCAACCCAACAAGUACUUUACUUACCCUAUGCAGAUGAGGAUAUUGUCCUACUACGUUUUUAUUAUGAUUCAGUCACCGAUGAGCGUAAAGUGCUACGUCGUCGCAAUUCAGAUAAUGUUUUAUCAUAUACAUUUGAAAUUAUAACAAUUGGAAAGGAUGACCAAUGGAGACCCCUAUAUAAUAUUGGCAAAUCACCAAGGUCUGUACAUUUUUAUGGAGCAGAUGAGGGUUCAGAUUGGUUAUAUAACGACUUUAAUACUGUACCCCCAGAAAUUCAUUCUUGUGAUACGAGGAGGGAAUGUAUCACGACUAAUGCUGUACCCCCAGGAGCUUUUACAGAUUUGACAAAAGUAUCGGUUCUCCUUUGGAACGAUCGUCUCGCUGUUGGUGAUAUAGCAAAUGAAGCCCUAAAUGUCUUGGUGUUAGAGGACUUCAAGGAGCACAAAUGGAGCAAAAACAAGAUCGUUGGUCCCUUGAAAUUUUUGAAGGAUGACCCUCUUUUCCAGAAGAAUUGGAGUAUUCCUUGGUCAUUUGAUUCUGAGAAACUCAUGUUCCUUAUGAGGGUGAAUGGAUCAUUAAGGCGCAUUUUUUAUGACACGAGAAGGGAGAUAAUUAUGAAGAUCAAAGAUGAACGAAUGGAGCCUGGGAUGGAACAUAUGGAAUUCUAUAGGCCAAGCCUAGUGACUGUUAAGGGAAUGAUACCUGAAAAUGCUGGAUCGAUAGCUAGUAACAUCAGUUAA